Messenger RNA from Paramecium sonneborni, 826 nucleotides. The record is from the annotation of a GenBank genome assembly. NCBI's taxonomy places the organism in Eukaryota, Ciliophora, Oligohymenophorea, Peniculida, Parameciidae.
UAUAAAUUAAUUGACGAAUGAACAUAAGAGUAUCUGUAAAAUACUGUGGAAGGAGUUUGACUGCCUAGAUAAAUCCAAAGACAAAUCUAAAAGAGAUUAUAAAGUACACAAUUGAGGGAGGAUACGCGUAAAAAAAAUGUGAAUAAAAAUAGAAAAUUAUAAAUGUUAAAUAAUCCAGGAGUAUACUUGCCAGAUAGAUCAAUCUUAUGUAAAGGAGACGAUCUAAAUAAAUCAUUAGAAGUCUUCUUUCCAAUGAUUGCUCUUUAAGGUGCACCUGUAGAAUUACUAAUAUUGAGAGAAGAGGAAUUCAUUGAGUAUGAUACAGCAAUAAAAUCAUAACCAUCAUUAAUCGAUAGUGAACCUCCUUAGUUUGACGACUCGUAAGAAUUAAAAAAAUCAUAAUAAAAAAUAGAUGAAUCUUAAAAAUAGAUAUAAGGAUCAUAAUAAAUAAAAUAGUAACCAUCAGUCAUGGAUUUAAAUCCUAAUUCAUAAUUAUUAAAUACUACAGGAUAGUUUUUUUUGAGAUUCAAGACAACAGCUAACUUAAGUAAACAAGGAUUUGAAUUAAAAAAUUUAUCAAAGAAUAAUACAAUAAAUGAUAUAAAAGAUUAACUUUUUAAAUAUUUUGGAUUUUAGGAUAGGUAAUAAAUAGAAUUAAAAUAGAUCUAUAGUUGAUUUAGACCUUUAUUAAAAUGAUAUACCACUUUAGGGAGUGAAAUCUAACAGAACUUUAGAAUAAUUAUCAAUACCUUGUGGAGAAACUUUAGAAAUAAAGGCAAGAUGGACAGGUGGUAAUUGGGAAUGAUAUAAGAUUAUUAAAUAGAAU